This is a messenger RNA of Mercurialis annua (annual mercury), 3429 nucleotides long. RefSeq names its product probable LRR receptor-like serine/threonine-protein kinase At3g47570. Gene Ontology annotation, molecular function: protein binding; protein kinase activity; ATP binding. The transcript has 3 exons. Gene Ontology annotation, biological process: protein phosphorylation. The coding region runs from base 161 to 3304 and encodes 1047 amino acids. NCBI's taxonomy places the organism in Eukaryota, Viridiplantae, Streptophyta, Magnoliopsida, Malpighiales, Euphorbiaceae. The record is from RefSeq and is a predicted model, not a curated record.
AUGCGUGUUCCUCUCUUCUACUUGUACAUUUCGUGGAGCAAAACUUCGAGAAAUAUCAAAGUUAAAUAUUCCGCAUCUCCACCAAAGUAUCUUCUCAUUCACUCUUACAUGCCACUCCACCAACUUUUAAUUUUCUUCUUCUUUUAUUCUUACAAAUUUAAUGGGGUUCUUGCUACUAUUUUGGUCAUAUAUUUUCACCAAUUCUCUUAUUUUUACUCUCUCUUUGACCUCAGUUACUAGCAAUGGGACUGAUCUUCACGCCCUACUUCAAUUUAAAUCCAAAAUUACUCAUGACCCAUUUCAAGUUUUCACCUCUUGGAAUGAAACCACCCAUUUUUGUCACUGGCACGGCGUCGCCUGCGGUGGCCCUCCUCCCCGCCGCCGGAGAGUCACCGUCUUAAACUUGCAGUCUUUACAGCUUUCAGGCUCUAUAUCACCUUAUAUAACCAACUUAACCUAUAUGGUGACACUAAAUCUUCAGAAUAACAGCUUCAGUCAUGAAAUCCCUGAACAGAUUGGGUAUUUGAGUAAGCUUGAAGAACUCAAAUUGAGUAAUAAUUCUUUAACUGGCAAAAUUCCAACAAAUAUAACAAAAUGCUCGAAUCUGAUUGUGAUUCGGUUGGGUUAUAAUAAGCUACAUGGAGUUGUUCCUGAGGAAAUUGGUGCACUGUCGAAGCUACAAGUCGUUUCCAUGCCUGUAAACAAUCUGACUGGAAAAAUCCCUGAUUCGAUUGGGAAUUUGUCGCAGCUUCAUAAUUUGUUUCUGUCUGGCAAUCGAUUGGUUGGGAAGGUACCUGAGUCUCUACGCCAAUUGAGCAAGCUGCAAGCGUUGGCUCUUAGAUCAAAUGAGCUUUCCGGUACAAUUCCAUCACUUUUCAAUAUUUCUUCUCUCCAAGAUUUAGACAUAGCACAAAAUCAUUUCCAUGGAAAUCUUCCAUCAGAAUUCGGACUGUUGCUUCCGAACAUUCGAUGGUUAGCAAUUAGCUCUAAUGAGUUCACAGGCAAAAUUCCUGCUUCAUUCUCUAAUGCCACAAAUCUUGAAUUAUUGUCUCUGAUCGAAAAUAAUCUUACCGGAGAAGUUCCUUCUCUACCAAAGUUACAUAAACUCCGGGUUUUUGCUGUUACUUCCAACAAUCUCGGAACAGGAAAAGCUGACGACUUGAACUUUCUCCGUUCUAUGACCAAUGCAACAGCAUUGGAAGAACUGGGCGUUAAUGGAAAUAGUUUUGGAGGAUUCUUACCUGAAACCAUAUCCAAUCUUUCUAUUAAUCUGAGAAUAUUGUUGCUCGAUAACAAUCGAAUAAUUGGAAGCCUUCCAUUCGACAUAGGAAAUCUUGUCAGCUUGGAAGAUUUUGAAAUUUGGAAUAACCAACUCUCAGGUUUCAUUCCAGAGAGUAUUGGUAAGCUUCAAAAUCUAAUUGUAUUGGCUUUGAACAAUAAUAUGCUUUCAGGAAAUGUUCCAUCCUCUGUCGGAAACUUGACGAAUUUAAUUCAAUUUCUAGUGCAAAGUAACAAUCUUUCAGGAAGAAUUCCAUGGAAUCUUGGCAGCUGUCAAAAUUUAGUUGGAUUGGAUCUUUCUCAAAACAAUUUUGUUGGCUCCAUACCAUCUGAAAUUUUAAACAUUUCUUCAUUGUCAGUCUAUUUUGAUUUAUCUGGAAACAAGUUGUCCGGAAACUUGGCAAUUGAAGUAGGAAAUCUGAAAAACCUCGGAGAACUCGAUGUUUCAGGAAACGAGUUAUCAGGUGAAAUUCCAAGCAAUCUUGGUAAUUGCAUAAGCCUUGAGAUACUACAUAUGGAUGGAAAUAAUUUUCAGGGGCUAAUACCUUCAUCUUUGAGUUCACUGAAGGCUCUACAGAUUUUAGAUCUAUCUAACAAUAACUUGUCAGGUGAAAUUCCUGAAUUUCUGUCAAGUUUUGGUGCAUUGCAGUAUUUGAACCUCUCGUACAACAAUUUUCAAGGCAUAAUGCCCAGCAAAGGCACACUCUUUCAGAAUGCAAGUGCUAUUUCAGUUGAAGGAAACAAUAUGCUUUGUGGAGGAAUUUCUGAAUUCCAAUUACGCGUAUGCAAUUCAAGAACGAACAAGAAGAUUAGAUUGAAAAUAGUGAUCGUUGCUGUUUUAUCAGCAUUUUCAGGAAUCGCAUUGUUACUGUUUAUUAGUUGCUGGUUCUGCAGGCAGAAGAAAGUAAAAGAAACAAGUGAUCAAGCCUACUUUUCAAAGAAGAAGAUGAUGGAACUAUCUUAUCAAACACUCCAUAACGCUACUGAUGGAUUUUCUUUAGACAAUAUGAUCGGAAUGGGCGGUUUUGGAUCAGUCUAUAAAGGCAGACUUAACAGAGGAGAAGAAGAAGAAGUAGCAGCUUUAAUUGCUGUCAAGGUGUUUAACCUUACACAUGGUGGUGCUGUCAAGAGCUUCUUAGCGGAAUGUGAAGCUUUAAGAAAUAUCAGACAUCGAAAUCUCGUAAAGGUAAUAACUGCAUGUUCGAGUGUUGAUUAUCACGGAAAUGAGUUUAAGGCUCUGGUUUAUGAGUUCAUGAUCAACGGUAGUCUAGACAAGUGGCUGCAUUCGGAAACAAGAAAGUUGAACAUUCUGCAGAGACUAAACAUAGCUAUGGAUGUUGCGUGUGCGCUUGAUUAUCUGCAUCAUCAUUGCGAACCACAAAUUGUUCAUUGCGAUCUGAAACCGAGCAAUGUUCUUGUUGAUGAAGAGCUUAUAGGACAUGUGGGUGAUUUUGGGUUAGCUAGAUUCAUUCUUGAAUCAUCCCAAAGUAAUUCUACUCAAUUCAGCUCUAUUGGAGUCCGAGGAACAGUCGGUUAUGCUCCCCCUGAGUACGGAAUGGGAAAUGAAGUUUCAACGUAUGGCGAUAUAUACAGUUACGGGAUCAUGUUGCUGGAAAUGUUUACAGGAAAGAGGCCUGUAGAUGAUAUGUUUAAAGAAGGUUCAAGUCUUCAUAACUAUGUAAAGACUGCUUUGCCAGAUCAAGUGGUCGAGAUUGUCGAUCCAAUUCUACAUUCCGAAAUCGAAGAAAGUGAGACGAGCAUCGACAGUACUGAUAAUGAGAUAUGCACAAGCAGCAGUACUAACAGACUGACUGAGUGCUUGAAUGUGAUACUUCAAGUUGGAGUUGAUUGUUCUGUUGAUUCGCCUAUAGAACGAAUGAGCAUUGUCGAUGUUAUCAGGCUGUUGAGAUUGGUCAAAGACAAACUAGUUGGACUGGUCGGAACUGGAAUUCGUAGCGAAAGACGGUCUUCAACUAGUGUUCAAUCGAAAGAAAAGAAAUACUACGGAUCCGAUAUAACCAAAUAGCAAAUUGUUUAUGUUAUGAUUGUGUAGUGAUAGAAUAAUACAUAUGAUAAUUUGAGAAGAUGCAAUUCAUUUUUUGUUUAAAUUAAAUAUUUAAUUUAUUUCAACAUGUUAUUUUAAUUUGUUUA